Molecule: messenger RNA, 1740 nt
Organism: Lachnellula hyalina
Lineage: Eukaryota; Fungi; Ascomycota; Leotiomycetes; Helotiales; Lachnaceae
Exons: 2
Coding region: 1-1740 (579 amino acids)
Source: RefSeq, a predicted model, not a curated record
AUGGCAAGUCCAAUCCUCGCUCUCCCAGACGAGCUUUACCUACGCAUUGCGGGAUUACUCGACCCUCGCGCACUUCUCCAAUUAGCCCUAACACACCACCGAGCACUUCGCUGCUCUCAGGAUUUGCUCAGGUUUCACCGAACAUGGGACGUCAAGUAUCGGAUCAUUCAUGACCGCAGGCCACUGUUCGUUCCAAAGCUCCUCACUGAGGGCUUAUUAGAUCCUCGUGCUGGACUGUGGCAUCUGCGCCGCUUCGAGACCUGGGGGACGCGUUUGAAUUGGGGGGACUGGGACACGCUUGACGUAAAUUCGCAUCAUUACGGUCUUGGAACAGCCGGUGGCCCGGUGGAAAGAGAUGAUAAUACUCAUCUAAAGGCUAGCUACUACAGCAAUGAGAUUUUGGAGGCCAUGGAAGAAGUCAUGCAGACGCAGUUAUUCUUGAGUGAGACGGAAACAGAAAAAUGGAUGGAUGGUGUUCGUGUAGGUUCCGACGAGGUUUUGAAAGGCUUGAUGAUGGCUCUUGCUCCCAACCUGCACACAGUGAUAUUCAUUGCACAUUCUCUAGACGGUUACCAUCCUCUAAGCUUUCUUGGGCAGGCUAUUUCAAGAAUUGCAGAGUCAUCACCCACGCCCACAUGGCCGCCGGGAUUCGAAUCUUUGACUAGCAUUUCAGUUGCAAGUUACACCGACCUGCAACACCCACACAACAACUUCUAUUGUCCCUCCUCAGCUAUUGCGUGUCUUUUUCGCCUCCCAAAUCUCAAGGAUUUGAUCCUAAAUGUCGUAGGAUAUCAAGAUAGUGAGGAGUGGGAGUUACCCGCUAGUAGCUCAUCAAUCGAGAGGCUCAAAUUUGAUUGCUGCCAGAUAUCCCAGGAGACGAUUGAGAAGCUAGUGAACGCUUGUCGUAGGCUGAAAUGCCUAGAAGUGGAUCGGUUUCUGUGUACUACUGAGAGCUUGGAGUAUUUUAUCUUCUCCAAUAGUCAUUUAAAAAAUGCCCUCGAGCGAAUCAAUGGAGUUCCCGUCGACAUGUGGUUUAAGGGUAAAAACGACCUUUAUAGGUAUCCGUAUAUUCCAAAUCCAAGGGAUGACCGCCACGAAAGCGAGACCCAACGAACCGUAUGGCUCGUCGAUGAUUGCCUGGUCAAGGUUGAUGAUGGCGCUGCUCGCGACGAUGCGUUUGAGCUGGAGAAUUACCUGCCUUUUCAUUUCCCCCUCAGGCGUAAUACUGUGGAGCCGACUCUAUGGUUUCAGCUCCGGGACUUAAGAGAUUUGGAUCUGCCGCUCAAAGUCGAAAAGCUAUUUUUCAGGAUGACGCACAAUAGGCAACGAGUUAGGGAAUGUUUCGUGAAACCGUCGCCUCAGCACCAGCCAGCCGUGGCGCGUUUGCUGUUACAGAAGAUCGUGGAGCUAGUUGAGGACCCCCGUUACAGCUCACUCAAACAGAUUUGUUUAUUCGACCUCGUCAGUGUUCCAGUUCAUAUAGAUGAGUGGAAUGAUGACGAUACGGCUUUUGUGUGGGAUGAGGAUGCAUAUCGAAAGAUCGUGGCGAGGGGCGUGGAUUUACAUCGGCCAAGUCGAGAUGGCCCACUUACGAGAGAGGAAGAGCAAAGGGAGAAAAUUAUUCACCGUGAGAAGCAUGCAGACCCGAAUGUGGAAAUAUUGCACGAUAUUCACAUGACGGACCCAAGGAUAGGACAUCCGUUCCAUGCUGGAAAGGUGUUUCCAAUCUUUGAAUCGUAG